UAACCAGGGAUUUUACUCACGUUAAGAUGGCUACAAUGGCUAAUAAAUCCCUGAUGUCGUCAUUAUCGUCAAAGAAUCUAUCACUGUCGUCUUAAGUUUUCAGUAGCCAUAUGGCUAAAGAAUAUAACUUGAUAUUAUAAACAUUACUACGCAAAUAUGCCGUUUGGUCGCGCCGGCAGGGGUACUUCGCCCCCGGAUGCUGAUACUGAGAAUGUGUACUUUAGCGGCGCUGGCUCGGAAACAGCUAAGGCAGCACCUGUGGUUGCCGGACGCAGGAGUCUGAUAGAGACGCUUCGGGAUUCCUAUAAGGCUAGAGAUACACCUAAAGAGAGUCUCGAUUCCGUUAUUCAGUCGCUAGACUUGCAGCAUAUCGACACUGACCCUAAUAAUGCCGACCGUGGUACAUCUUUUGUACCACCUGGUUGGGGCGGAUUGACUCGAGGUAACGUCGUACGUCGUGGCAAUACGAUGCCAGGUACAUUUGACCGUGGACUUGGUGCCCGUGGUUUAUCCAUGCGUACUCUGAGUAACCGUCACUAUGUUCAAUCAGGCUAUUCUACACCGUCGGAUGUUGAAUCAUCGGUAACUAGCGAUGAGGACAUUAACCCUGGUAUACUAUGCAAUAAGAAUGCACUCGGCUCUAUUUUCCGCAACCGUGGCAAAACUGUCCAGCGUGCUAAGGAGCGGAUGCGCCGUCAAUCUAGACAUGACUUGCAUGAUGGCCGUGAUUAUUCUACAACUCCACAAAGCAAGGUUACCAAUUCGCCACAUUCUAAAUCGGGGCGCAAAAGAACGGAGUCAUCGGCGGAUCUACUUCUUUCAGAGGAGAGCAGUCCGGGCACUACUGUAAAAGAUGAUGGAGUUAGACAUAACAAAACUUCGCCUAAUGAUAAUAUCAGCGCCGAAUCUGCUGUAUCAUCUGGAUCGCCCAGGUUGAAUGUUGAUGCGAUAUUUUCCAAGAUAAAGCGUGCAGUGUCUCAUGACCUCUCCGAUGAGAUACGACCACCUCUGGUGCAUUCGUUUACUAACAAGAUAUUUGCCAUACGUACGCCAUGGCAAUUGCCAAUGAAGGAGAGUAGUUUACGCAACAAUGUUCAGCAACUGCUGAGUUUCUUCAGGUUACUUGAGCGUUAUGUUGAGGACCAGGUAUACAAAUUUGGUCCUGCGAUACACCCUCGCCUGGAUCGUGUCUAUAAUGACCUUUAUGCUAAAGUUGGUCAUAUGUUCAAGCGGCUUCCUAAUAGUCAGCUAUCCCAGUUAGACGAGCUUCGUCGGAUUGGCGUCGUUGGUAACGACGUGUACGAUUUGGGUGACCAUCGCCCAAGAGGUGCUCCCGUAUACUAUCAGAAGUUCGUUAUCUUUGAUUUAUCCUUGGAUAGUUCAUCUAUAUCCCAGGAGCAUGGUGACUUGUUCCAUCGUCAGGUUCUCCACUUUCCUAUGAACUUUCGCGGUUUGCCUUCUAUGCAAUACCUUUGUGCAGUUUCUUCGGCAGUUCUCUUUUGGUUAGACUUUUACAAUCGUGACAAUGUAGUUAUUUUCAACUACAAUUCUUUGAAUUACAACAUCUUGCUGACUUUUGCGUGUUCGGUGGUUGCUUCGCAGCCACUUGCUACGGCUAAUGAGGUGGACCAGUUAAUUAUGGGUUCUUUUGACUGGCGGCGUAACUGCCGUGUUUUCGGUUCUAAAUCAAGUAGAGAUAGGCCUGAUCCAACAAAACCUAACGACAUGCCUCAGAUGAUACCCAUAGCUCGCUGGCCGCCUUCUUAUAAGCGUUACAUGAGUUAUUUCCUAAGCAUGUACGUUACUCCCAUAGACUUUGUGCUAGCCCAGCAAUUUAGGAUCAAGCGCAUUACUUUGGUAAAUUGCUUCUUACCUGGUACUGAGGUUAUGCUAGAGAUAUAUCAGGUUGGUCCUGAUAUUUCCCAGGUUGCGUCUACCAGGCGGUGGGCAAGCACCGAAAGGCGUGCUCAAUGCUCAAGAUACUCUGCUGCAUUCUUCCCCAAGUGCGUUUGUGGCGGUAAGGAUCGUGAUGGAGUCAUGCUGGUUGCGUGUUCUUCGGACUACCAGCUGUUAAACAGAUCCAUAAGUUCGAAGCCCGGCAGAAUGGGAUAUGUUGGUGAGGUUAUUUUUGACUUCAAACUGGAUGCCAGCGGCAACCGUCAGGACGUGGUGGUAUCCGGUGACGUUGCUGUGGUCAUGAUUGGUGUGUCUAUGAAGCAGCGCAAGGUAAUUGCCAGUUACAGCUUCAAUACUGGCUUUAUCAAUAGCGAAUCCCUGGAGAUACCAAAGGCUGAAUUUGACAUUUGGGACACUUCAUUGGCCAUACAGCCGCAGGGGCAGAUGACCAUUGCCAUGGAGAGUCGGCAGCGCCACAACACUGAUGCUUGGAAUACAGCAACCACGCCGAUUGUAAUAACACCGCCAAUGUCCGAUGUUGGCGUUUUCAUGCGUCACCACAUUGCUAAGGUCUACCCUAGCGACAUAGAUAAGCUAGUCAAGGCUACUGGUUUGUCCAGUGAUACUUGUGAGUUUGCUUUGAAGCUAUGCCCCCGUUACAUGGAUGCUAUGGCCAUCCUCAACGCUUUAUUUGUUCCCAAGAAUGCAAAGGUAGAGGACAUGGUCACAGCAGGCAGCGGUGCUGUUAUACAGCAGGGUGAUCUUUACGCUGUGGAUUCAGUCGAUACCCUGAAUGGCUACCCUGGAAGUCAACCUUCGAUAGGCACCCUCAGCAUCGGGACUGGCAAGCAAUCUGGUGAUACCAGUGAUAGGACUGACAUAGGGGCCACCUUUACUUCCUCGGGGGAUGUUCAUACUGGUCUUACAGUGGAGCAGGUUGAGCGGUUGUUAGUUGACCGUGAGGGUGCUAUGCAGCUGCUUCUAACAGAUGGUACUACGAUGCCAGUACCACACAACAGUAUCACCUCAUUGUUCCAGAUGUUUGGAAAUUACCAAGGACAUGUUUCUGGCAGCCUCUUGGUUGAUUCACCUGGUGAACGUAUCCACCAUGGUGCGGCGGUUGGUUCAGGACCCUUUCCAAUUGGUGGCGCUGCAAUACCCUCGCCUUAUAUGGGUCCUGGCUUCCAGCCAGGUACAGCUUCACCCACUGGAGUAUCUAUACCAGGUGAAGCAACAGGCACGGUCUCUAAGGACGGCGGUGUUACGCGUGAUAUACACAAGGACGCAUCGAAACCAAAGGAUCCGUCGACUGAAAGCGGUCCUGCUGCACCAUCCAAGCCCAAAGAGUCGGAUGCUGCAACAGCUGCUCCUAAAUCCGAUGAUACUAGUACUACCCCUGCUGAUAAGCCUCGUGAGCCUUCUUCGUCCUCCACUGUGACGAAGCCGUCACCGGAAGCACCUGUGCCAGUUGUCAAGAAGCCAGCUCCACCUCCUUCACCAUCAUCUAAGGCUGCGCCGCCUGCUACUAAGAAGGCUCCUCCUCUCAAGAUGAAGGCACCUCCACCACCAGCUGGCCUCAAGGGAAAGGGUGCAUUCACACGUAAACCGCUACCGCUGGGUAUCAAGCUCCACUGGAAGACUUUGAAUGAUAACACUGUCAAGGGGACGAUUUUCGAAAACUUGCCUCGUAACUCAGUGGAGGACCGUGUAUUUGACUUUGUGCUUGCAAAGAAGUUAUUCAGCAAGGCGGCAGUUAAGCGCCAGCAGGCUCUUAAGGCGCCUGAUGUAAAGCGUAAGCUAAUGCAAACUAUAUUAGACGCUAAGCGUGCCCAGAAUGUGGGCAUCAUAUUGCGUUUUCCUAAGGAGUCUGAUUUCGACGAGUUGAUUGAUGCUCUUGAUAAUUUGGCUCUUGACAACGAGUUGAUCAAUGUAGAAAACCUGUUCAAGAUACAGACUGCUCUGCCUCAAGGUACAGAGCUGGAGCUGUUCAACGCUGCUUUGGCAAGUGGUGCCAAUAUUGCUACUUACAGGGACAUUGAGCAAAAGAUAUUCAAAAUCAUCGCAAAGAAGGACAUGGAAAACAAGGUGCGUGUUGCAUUCUUUUCGAUUAACUAUAAAGCACUUCUUAAUAUGCUGGACAGCCAGCUGUCAGUGUUUGAGAGAGCGAAUGACCAGAUUUUCAAUAAUCCCUUGUUACCUACCAUGAUGGGUGGUAUAUUGCAGUAUGGCAACUUUGUUAAUCACGGCGACGACUGUACCGUAAAGACUGUAGGGUUCAGUCUAAGCUCUGCUACUAAGCUGAUCGAUAUCAAGUCUGCGGACAAUACCAUGAGUUCAAUGCACUACCUCAUGGUUAACCUCACUGUCAAGUUUCCGAAUUUGGAUUUCAUGUCAAUUGACAAAACGUUAUCACAUGUAUUGGAUGCUGAGAAGAUCAGUGCAACUGGUAUUGAUGAGAUUUUUGACGAAAUUCGUGACGGUCUCAACUCACUGUUGCGCAUGGUUGACAAACUCGAUACGGAAUCAACGCUAUACACAAAGACAAAGGAUGUAAUUGCUGCAAGCACAGAGCUUAUAGGCGCUGCAACGGAACGCAAGAUCAAGGUAUUCGAGAUGACACGGAACACCUGGCGCUACUUAGGCGAGGAGUGUAGACAGGGUAACUCUCUCGAGGAGAUUUUCCAGAUUCUGGCUGACUUCAUGCGCUGCAUUAAACGCACGAUGACUGAGAUACAGCAGAAGCCUUCGAAAUACAUUGUUGCGUUGAACGCUGACGAUGAGCGUGAGGCAUUCAACCAAAGAUUCUCCCGUACACGUCGCUAG
Molecule: messenger RNA, 4719 nt
Organism: Babesia bovis T2Bo
Lineage: Eukaryota; Apicomplexa; Aconoidasida; Piroplasmida; Babesiidae
Product: formin homology 2 domain containing protein
Exons: 1
Coding region: 157-4719 (1520 amino acids)
Source: RefSeq, a predicted model, not a curated record